CUGACAUUGGCCAGUUCGUGUCCUCCACCAUGGCCACAGCAGGAAUUUAAGGAUGCACCCUGACCACUCACAGACCACACCAGAGGGGUUCCGUCCAAAACAAACUGGGCUUGUCAUCGUCAGUUAUUGUGUGAAUCGAAGAGUCACUGUCGUAGUGCAACCAUAACCUGAUGAUUUGAAGGAUUAUAGUUUUGCUGUCAAAAAAGAACGUGGAUUAUCAAAUAUCUAUUAGAUUCAUUAUUUUCUUGGCCUUCAGUUUUUGUCUCACAACUUCAAUUGGAUUACUACGGAGAUUUCUAAUAUUUUCCUUUCUACGUGAAAGUUUUGGAUUAUCGUCCCAACCUGAACCUGUCCUUCAACAUCAGACAGGUCUCCCUUCUUAUCUCGGCCCACAGGAACAACUUACAGGAGAUCAACCUGAUAAUAACUCACCAACGCACCCUGGAAAGGCCAAGCCAUACCAGUCUGUCUAAUACAACAACCUUCGCAUAACCUACUCCUAUGAAUCGCAGUAGUCCACCUUAUUUUUUUGCCCAGAACUUUCCUUCUUUGAACCUACCAAUAUUCUUUCCUCAUCCUUCACUGCUAUCUCUCUCUACUUGAUUAUCUCAACAUCUCCUCCCUCUGUCCUUUUCUCUAUCCUCUCUCUCUCUCGCUCUCUUCUCUCUGUGUGCUGUGUUGGUUGUUGUGAGCACCAGCCAUGGUGCUGCUGAAGCUGCAGUUCCCCUUGCAGAGGCGUGUGCGUCUGGCCCAGGGUCUGUGGCUGCUGUCCUGGCUGGCCGUGCUGGCUGGGGCCUUCACCUUCUCCCUGGGAGUGUACCUCAAGACCGAGCUGCUCCGCAGGGCAGAGGUGAUGGACAACACAGAGAUCCACGUGGUGCCCAACAUCUUGAUGCUGGUGGGCUUGGUAACCAUGGGGAUCAACCUGUUUGCUGGGCGGGUGUGUCAGGACUCCCUGGACUCUGCCCGAUUCCCCCCCUGGAAGCCGUUCCUGCUGCCCUGGUAUGGCCUGGCCUGGAUGGUGUGUGUCUGGUUGCUGUCUGCUGUGGUGCUCAGCUAUGCCCUGCAGGGACACCUCGAGGAGUCACUCAAGGUGGGCCUGAGGAACGGUAUCCGGUUCUACCGGGACACGGACGUCCCAGGCCGCUGCUUCCAGAAGGAGACUAUCGACAGGCUGCAAAUGGAACUGCGUUGCUGCGGCAACACCAACUACAGGGACUGGUUCGAGGUGCAGUGGAUCAGCAACAGAUACCUGGACUUCACCUCUAAAGAAGUCAAAGAUCGUGUGCGUAGCAACGUGGACGGUCGUUACCUGAUGGAUGGAGUCCCCUUCAGCUGCUGUAACCCCGGCUCCCCUCGGCCCUGCCUCCAGAACCAUCUGACUGACAACACUGCCCACUACAACUACGAGCACCAGAGUGAGGAGCUUAACCUGUACAACCGCGGCUGCAGACAGGCGCUGGUCGACUACUACAUGGGCCUCAUGAACACCAUUGGCCCCGGGAUACUGUCGGUCAUCUCCCUGCAGAUAUCAGUGUUGGUGAGCCUGCGGUACCUGCACACGUCUCUGGAGGGCGUGGACCCGGAGAACCCCGAAGGUGACAGCGAAGGCUACAUCCUGGCAAAGGGGGUUAAGGAGACCCUGAUGGAUGUCAAGACCACUGUGUUCAAACUGCUGCAGUUCGGACAGGUGGAAGCAGGUGACGAGGCAGAAGCUGGGGCGGACGGCGAGAAGGCCAGCUAGAUGAAAGAUAAUAUAUAACCAUAUAUGGGUUUGAGAAGGGGAAUGAGGAUGCUUUGUCAUGUGACCUCAUGGUGGUCUUGCCUGUGACCAGGCUAAUGUUGGGCUAGCUAGCGCUCUGUGUUGGCUUUGACACAGGCACUGAUCUUUUUGGCUUGAUUUAUACUGCAACAAUGCAUGAGCACUAAAAUACAUAGGGAAUCUUAUCUUAUCAUGCUCCGCACAGACUAGACACGACAAGAUCUAACAAUCCAGAGGUGUUUUAACUUGACAGAAUUUGGAAUGAUAAUCUUUCAGACACAAUGUUGUGUUCUGUUGCUCCUGAUGGACAAUACAUCACGAGAGGGUGAUGUUUCAUGUGGUCAAGAACAAACAAAGUCAAACUACGGAAAGGCACCCAAGAACACACACAUACAUUUUGUAAAUAUUCAAAAACAAUAUUCACAUACUGGUACAUGAGUAAAUGAAAAAUCACACACACUUUGAAGUACACUGAUGUUCUGAUCUUUGAUUCGGAUCAGACAAAAUCUAAAUCACACACAACACUGAUGUUCUGAUCUUUGAUUCGGAUCAGACAAAAUCUAAAUCACACAGGUAACAACGUCAUAAUACAAACACUCACCCCAUGUGAAGAAGGCCUACAGUCAAUUGAACACUGGACUGGGUAUAGAGUUUGUUAACGCACUGCUAAGUAACAUGUGAAGUUUGCAUCUGGCAUUGAAUAUAUUAAAGUUAGUUGCUUUUAAUGGA
Molecule: messenger RNA, 2491 nt
Organism: Salmo salar (Atlantic salmon)
Lineage: Eukaryota; Metazoa; Chordata; Actinopteri; Salmoniformes; Salmonidae
Product: RDS/peripherin-like protein xRDS35
Biological process (GO): visual perception
Cellular component (GO): plasma membrane
Source: RefSeq, a predicted model, not a curated record